UCAAAUAUCCUCUUCAGACCAUCUUCCCCCGAGAAGAGGUGAGCAAGUGGACAAGCCUCGCAGAACUCAACCCCAUGAACGCCAGAGUUCUGCUCUCCCCUUAUCCUCUCGCUCCCAAGACUCCUUCCUCUCCUCUCUCCGUCUCCAGAAAGCCCUUUGCAUCUGAUGUGAAGCACAUAACCGCCCAUCCCUCCUUGCUAUGGCUGCGCUUACGUUCGCAUGCACCUCGCUUUCACGUCUCCGUCCAGAAUUCCGGCGAGAGAGGAGCUGGGAAAGUCUGGGAAGAUGUGAAAUCCGAGCCGUACGAUGUCCCGGAGUCCGUACCGGAACCGGUGAAGUUCGGGGAUGUAGUGGGCAACGUUAUCGGUGAGAAGGUGGAAUUGGAUAGUGUGCGCCCAUGGUGGAAAGAAUUCCCCAAGAGAUGGGUCAUUGUGCUUCUGUGCUUUUCUGCGUUUAUUCUCUGCAAUAUGGACAGAGUGAACAUGAGCAUUGCCAUACUUCCAAUGGCAGCUGAGUACAAAUGGAACACCGCCACUGUUGGCUUAAUACAGUCUUCUUUUUUCUGGGGAUACAUGCUUACUCAGAUUGCUGGUGGAAUAUGGGCAGACACAAUUGGGGGGAAGCCAGUAUUGGGAUUUGGCGUAGUUUGGUGGUCUAUUGCCACCGCUCUAACUCCUGUUGCUGCAAAACUUGGGUUGCCCUUUCUACUCGUUGUCCGGGCAUUCAUGGGUAUUGGUGAGGGUGUAGCUAUGCCGGCCAUGAAUAAUAUCAUGUCAAAAUGGAUUCCUGUAGCAGAGAGAAGUAGAUCAUUAUCACUGGUAUACAGUGGCAUGUACCUUGGAUCAGUCACUGGACUAGCCUUUUCACCCAUGCUAAUUCAUCAGUUUGGAUGGCCGUCAGUAUUUUACUCCUUUGGUUCAUUAGGCGCGAUCUGGUUCUCUGUUUGGCUUAGUAAGGCACACAGUUCACCUCUUGAUGAUCCUGACCUGCGGACUGAAGAAAAGAAGUUAAUUGUCACAAACAGCUUUUCCAAGAAACCUGUGAAAACUAUACCUUGGAGAUUAAUUUUGUCAAAAGCACCUGUUUGGGCUCUAAUAGUGUCUCAUUUCUGUCACAACUGGGGAACAUUUAUUCUUCUUACCUGGAUGCCAACAUACUACAACCAAGUCCUGAAGUUCAAUCUUACAGAAUCUGGUCUAUUUUGCGUUUUACCGUGGCUUACAAUGGCACUUGCUGCAAAUCUUGGGGGUUGGAUUGCAGACACUCUCGUAAGCAAGGGUUUAUCAGUUACAAGGGUUCGGAAGAUAAUGCAAACAAUUGGAUUUCUUGGCCCUGCUUUCUUCUUAACUCAGCUGAGCCGGAUAACUUCUCCUGCAAUGGCUGUUUUGUGUAUGACAUGCAGUCAGGCAACUGAUGCAUUCUCUCAGUCCGGUUUAUAUUCCAACCAUCAAGAUAUAGCCCCGCGAUAUUCAGGCAUAUUGCUUGGUCUAUCUAAUACUGCUGGAGUACUGGCUGGUGUUUUGGGAACAGCUGCUACAGGAUUUAUUCUCCAGCGUGGUUCCUGGGCCGAUGUAUUCAAGGUGUCAGUUGUGCUGUACUUGGUUGGAACUGUGGUGUGGAACCUUUUCUCAACUGGUGAAAAGAUCUUGGAUUAACUUGAAGUGUCCGACUGAUAUUGCUACAUGGUAACUGUGGAUGAGAUAAAAACUAAAUUCCCACGCAAGCGAGGAAUGAAACAACUACAAGUAUAAAAUGGUUGAAGUGGAAGCAACCUGUCUUACUGAGAAUUCAUGCCUGACAAAUCGAGCAUUGAGGUAAUUUUUGGAAAGCGGUUAGUUUAAUUUUCCAAGCACUUGAAAACUUAUUUAUAAGAUAUUUGAGCAUCACACGUUUGAUUUUUUUUUUUUAAACAAUAAUAUUAGGACAUAGAUAUUUUUGGUUUUUUUUUUUUUGGGCACAUUUCAUGCUCAACUUUUUUAGUUUACAAGUAUUUGGAAAGCCAGAAUAUUUACGUACCAAGGUGAAUUAGAAAGUGAAGGUUCUCUUUUGCUCUUGGGAGAUGAAUUGGCAUCAUUUGAAGUAUAAACCCUGGUGUUCUACCAGGGAAUAGACUUUAGAUUAUAGAACUAUUUUCCUCUUCCUCUAUUGUUCUUCCCUUUUUGUGUGGGAAGAUUGUGUUAGUUGGGUGAGUUAACAACACACAUGUAAAUAUAAUAUUCAACGAAACAAAAUCAAUUUUUGCGACGAAGCGGCAAACUACUCUAUGAUGUAAUAUUAUUCAUCAAGCUUCUCCCGCCUCCUCUUUCAUUUCCUAUCUGUCUGUCUUCUUUCUUUGGUCAAAUUAGUUGGUGACAUUACUGUUGCGGACUCUGUUGUGUUAUGAUAAUGGUCCUUUUUCUUUUGAAA
Neltuma alba is the source of this 2406-nucleotide messenger RNA. Its product is annotated as sodium-dependent phosphate transport protein 1, chloroplastic. NCBI's taxonomy places the organism in Eukaryota, Viridiplantae, Streptophyta, Magnoliopsida, Fabales, Fabaceae. Gene Ontology annotation, molecular function: transmembrane transporter activity. The record is from RefSeq and is a predicted model, not a curated record. Gene Ontology annotation, biological process: transmembrane transport. The transcript is spliced from 10 exons. Bases 75 to 1655 code for a protein of 526 amino acids.